Daldinia childiae is the source of this 3363-nucleotide messenger RNA. RefSeq names its product Histone deacetylase clr3. The coding region runs from base 1 to 3363 and encodes 1120 amino acids. Gene Ontology annotation, biological process: chromatin organization. Gene Ontology annotation, cellular component: histone deacetylase complex. The transcript is spliced from 6 exons. The record is from RefSeq and is a predicted model, not a curated record. NCBI's taxonomy places the organism in Eukaryota, Fungi, Ascomycota, Sordariomycetes, Xylariales, Hypoxylaceae. Gene Ontology annotation, molecular function: histone deacetylase activity.
AUGGAAGGUGAGGAUCAGUCUAUGACUGAUGCGCCUAAUGGCUUUGACGAGUCCCACGUCGUCGCCGUGGCAGGGCAGGAAGGCGGCGACAUUCCUAUCACGAAUGGUAUGAACCUAGACAUGGACGAGAGUGAAGAAUUUAGUGAAACCGACGAAACAAUAAAAUCUAUGCGUCGGCUAGGUAUGCUUCCCACGGGAUGCUGUUACGAUGACAGAAUGAAGCUCCAUGCAAAUGCCGAUUUUGGGCCCUCACCACAUCAUCCAGAAGACCCGAGGAGAAUCGAGGAGAUCAUGAAGAUGUUUAAGAAAGCUGGCCUCGUUUUCACGGGUCCCGAUUCCGAUCUUCUCGACAUCCUAAGAGAAUCUCCAACUAAAUAUAUGUGGAGGAUUCCAGCUCGUCCGGCCACGAAGCAGGAAAUAUGCACGGUACAUACCCCAAGACACUAUGACUGGGUUCAAAAUCUCUCCCAGAUGUCGACGAGAGAGUUACGAUCAUUGAGCCAUAAGUUGGAUCAAGGAAGGGCCUCUCUAUACGUAGGUGAGUCUGUCAAGACGAGUACCCAGACACUUGCCGCAAGAUACUCAUCUUGGAUUGGGAUGUUCAUCACGGAAAUGGCGUUCAGAACAUUUUCUACGAAGACCCGAAUGUCUUAUAUAUCCCUCCACGUCUAUGAAGAUGGCAAUUUCUACCCAGGAAAACCAGAUAACGAUAUGAUACCCGACGGAGAUAUAGACAAAGUCGGCGAAAGUCUAGGCAAAGGGAAGAACGUGAACAUUGGCUGGCCAUCUCAAGGCAUGGGCGAUGGCGAAUACCUCGCCGCGUUCCAAAAGAUUGUAAUGCCCAUUGCCCGCGAAUUCGACCCGGACAUGGUAAUUAUCUCUGCUGGUUUUGAUGCGGCCGAUGGUGACGAGUUGGGUGGAUGUUUUGUCACACCACCAUGCUACGCACAUAUGACGCACAUGCUGAUGUCCCUUGCUGGCGGAAAGGUAGCCGUAUGCCUCGAAGGAGGCUAUAACUUGAAGGCAAUUUCCAAUUCAGCUUUAGCCGUCGCUCGGACACUCAUGGGAGAACCGCCACCAAAGAUGGGAGUACCGCCCCUCAACAAGGAUGCAGCCAGACUCUUAGCAAAAGUUCAAGCUGUCCAAGCGCCCUACUGGGAAUGCAUGAGACCUGGUAUAAUCGAAGUUCGGGAAUUGGGAGACAACACUUCUCGAUUACACGACGUUAUUCGAGGUUAUCAGCGGCAGAUACUGUCUGAUAAGUAUGCCAUGGUCCCCCUCUUCAUUCAAAGAGAAGUUCUCUACAAGUCGUUUGAGAACCAGGUUCUUGUCACACCGGGAUUGCAAGCCAAGAGAAAAAUUAUAUUCAUCGUUCAUGAUCCUCCUGAGUUACAGGCAAUGCCGGAUAUUAUUGAUAACACGGUUGAUCCCCACAAUGGCUUCAUCUUGGAUGGUGUUAUGUCUUAUGUUGAUUGGGCUCACAAGAAUGACUUUGGUAUUAUGGACGCCAAUAUUCCCCAUUACAUUACUCAUUCUGAGGACAUCGACGCGUUUACUCCCCGUGCAGAUGAGAAGACUUUACAACGGCAGAUCCAGGAACUGGUAUGCUAUAUAUGGGAUAACUAUCUUCAGCUCUACGAUGUAGAAGACUUGUUCAUUAUAGGCGUAGGCAAUGCAUACCUAGGCGUUAAGGUCCUUCUGACGAAUAGAGAUUGCAAAAAUCGAAUUGCGGGGGUGAUUAAUUUCGUAACGGGUAACCUACGACCAGUGAAAUCGGAAACUGACACAGAACUGUCGAGUUGGUACGAUGACGGGGAAGUCACUAGAUAUGGCGCUGGUGAAUCGUACCGCCCGUUUAAUUCCAACCGGUCUCCGCGCCGAGCUAGAAGCCCCCCAAGAGGCCGUAGCCCACCACUUCUAGAUAGCGACCGUUAUGUGCCCGGUCGAUCCCCACGACGUCGCUCACGAAGCGCUGAUCGCUACCGUCGAGACCUUUCCAGAGACCGACGAGAUACUAGAGAUAUGGGCGACAGCUGGAGAAGACGCGAUAGGAGCCGUAGUCUUCGCCGAAGCCCCCCACGACGGUCUCCUCCCCGACGUAGUCCGCCUCGAAGAAGUCCGCCGCCGCGCAGAUUCUCACCAAGACGGGAUGAUAGAGAUCGUUUGCGAUCUCCACGAAGGGGCUAUGACGCAAGGUUCCAACCACCACCCCAGAUUAACAAUCCUAAUCUUAUACCCCUAACAAGUCUUCCAUACAGACGGAGAUCGAGAUCUCCCUUCGAUAGAGACCGCAUCCGAGAAAGGUCGCCUCUCCGACGUUCACCCCUGCCCAUCCCGAGGGCCAGUACCUACAGAGCCCGCACCCGCAGCCCGGACCGACGAGACGAUCGAUACGGCCCUUCACAUAGCAGACGCCCUUCCCCGCCACGCGACUCUGCAAUCUCAUCGGCAAUUCCGUCUAGGGACACAUCUCGAAGAUCUUCGCCCCACCCUCUUCCUCCUCGUCGCGACGAUCGAUCACAUCCACAGUCUCCCAUACCCUCUAGACCUUUGUCUAGAUCUUCUCAUAAUGUACCACUUAGAGAUCGAAGUCCUCAGGGCACUCCGAAAGAAUCUAGUGCCCCACCUAGAUCCCCUCCGCGUGGCCCUGCCGCUCUCCGAGCACCUCCCACUGGUCCCAGAGAUACUCGCGCUUACGGGAGCCAAUCUGCCGGGGUGAUAGGCCCGCCCCCCAGACCGGUUCCGGCCGCACCCGCAGUAGCAAGUCGGCCCGACAUCAGCCCUAGUGCUCCGCCAGCAGGUCCUAGAGGCUACGUCGCCACACGAGGAGGCGGCUAUAGUCGAGGCGGUCGAGGAGGACCCAGCUGGGGUAGUACGAUUCAAAGCCGUAAUCUACCACCAGCCGCAGGUCCCAUUCCUGCCUCAGCAACAACAAUCUCUAAUACCAUCCCCACCGGCCCGAGAGCAGGUCCAUCUUCGCAAUCCGUUCCCACAACCCCUGUUAACCAAGCCAAACCCUUCAACCCACCCAAGGGCCCAGCUGCCGAGAGUACCCGUCCUAGCCUAGCGCAGCAACUUCUUGCGACUCUACCACCUAUCGUUCCCGGAGGUAAAAUGGACCCUCAUUACCUCGCCAUGACAACAGGCGUGAUGCCCGAGCUCCAGGCCCACACGCUGCAGCUGAAAGAGGAGGAAGAGAAGUUGCGUGCGGAGAAAUAUGUGAAGGAGGAGAAAUUGAGAAAGAGUCUGGCGUUAUGGGAUAAGUUUGAGAGGGAGGCUAAGGUCUUGGAGUUGAGAAUAGAGCUUAGUGAGAACAGCGUGAAGAAGUUUGCAGGCGAGGGGGUUGGAGGUGCGGCGUUUUAG